This is a messenger RNA of Cavia porcellus (domestic guinea pig), 3327 nucleotides long. It is a transcript of the gene Ccdc27, whose product is annotated as coiled-coil domain containing 27. Bases 82 to 2004 code for a protein of 640 amino acids. NCBI's taxonomy places the organism in Eukaryota, Metazoa, Chordata, Mammalia, Rodentia, Caviidae. The record is from RefSeq and is a predicted model, not a curated record. The transcript has 14 exons.
UCUCUGGUCUGAGCCCAAGCUCAAGGCCGCAGGCUGCCUCUGAGGGACACAUCCUGUCCCUCGGGCUCCUCACCUAUCCCCAUGCUCUCCAAGCGGACCAGCGGGUCGGAGAGGCACAGUGUGACCCUGUGCCCAAUCGCCCAGGGCCUGCGUGCCCUGCAGAAUGUGGCCGGCAGGGACGUCCUGAGCUGGGAACAGAAGCUGCCCCAGGCUCCACACGGCCUCGGGAGGUCUGCCCUGGCCAUCUGCUCCUGCUACCGGAAGAUGAAUGUGCCCCAGGCUGUCCCCAGCCUCCAGGGCUUCAAGUCUGACAUGGAGGGGCUGAGGACAGCCUUCCUCGAGCGGCCCGGCUGCCCCCAGUUUAGCACCAAGGCCACCACUGUGUCCCAUCCGGGCUCAGAGUUCUCCUUGGAGCAACUCAGGUCCAGCAGCGAGGACUGGCGCUCGGACGGGCAGGACUGGCGCUCGGACUGGCAGGACUCCACCCGGAGCACGGAUGGGCACGUGCUCCUGGGCAGCAGGAGUGCCUGUGAGCUCAGGGACCAGAGGAGGGGCUUGCGCCAGAGCCUGAGCCCUGUGUCCAGCCAGAGGAUGCCCUGGUACAUCUCAGUCAUCCAUGAGAAGGAGCGCUCCCUGCUGGCGCUGGGGCAGGAGGUCCGGCGCUUCUCUGAGCUGGAGGCACAGCUUCAGAAGAAAGACCAGGAGGUCUUGCUGCUGCACAGGGAGAUGGAGACCCUGCGGAAGCAGCUGAAAUGCAUCCUACGAAGCAAAGGCCUUGAGAUAACUCCGUUCCCAUCCCGGAGGGGAUCAUCCUUGGAGGAUGGGCUGACGCCAGGCAGGCUGAGCAUCCUGAGGACCCACAUGGACCAGAAGGACCUGCUUCUCCCGGAGCAGAUGCAAGAAGAGGACACCUCGGCCGAGUUUGGCAGAGAGCAGUCCCUGGAGCUGGGGCGCGAUGAGGAGGACCAGGCCCCUGGUGCAGAGCCCAAGGUGGCCAGGGAUGCCAGAGUGGGGGACGGCGCCAGCAGGACAGGGGCUGUACAGGGGGAGGCCGUGCAGGAGGAAGAGGAGGACGAGGAGGACGAGGAGGAGAAGGAGCUGGAGUUGGAGGAGAAGGAUGAGGAGGACCUGACCCAGGAAGGCGACAGCUCCUGGGGACGGAUGUUCUCCAUGACGGAGUCACUAGAAGACGAGCUCUUGGCCCAGCUGGAGGAGUAUGAGCGCAUGCUGCUGGAGUUCCAGGGCGAGCUGAACGCCUCCCGGACCAGAUACUGCCUUGCCAUAGGUAGGGCAGCUGUGGAGGGGGCGGGCAGCCGGCAGCCACCUGCCCUUUCCUCCUCCUCCAUCACUCCCGCAGGAACCAUCACGUCCCUGCAACGACAGGUGACUUUCCAAGAGUCCCAGAUGGGCAAGGUCAGCACGGAGAAUGAGGUGCUGCGGAAGGAGCUCCGCGAUCGGAAGCAGCAGCUGCAGGCCAUGUCUGACAAGUUCUCCAGGCUCCGGGAAGAUAAGAAGCACCUGGAGAUGAUGGUGAUCAUUGAGAAGGACAAUCUGGAUCUCCGCCAGCGGGUGUCGGACCUGGAGGCAGAGCUCUCCAAGCGAGACCUCACCAUCUCGGAGCUGAUGGUCAAGGUCAGCGGGUUGCAGGCACAGGUCAGCCAGGAGCAGGAGCACGUGCAGCGGUGGAAGCAGCUGCAGGAGGACAUUCGGAGCAGGAACGAAUCCGUCCAGCAGGCAGAGCAGCAGGCCCGCGUGGCGCUGGAGAGCACCCAAGCCCGGCUGGAGCGGCUGAGGAGCAGAAUCAUGCAGGCGGCCUUCAGCGUCACAGGGGUAAAGACGCUGUCCACGGAGAUCACAGACAAUGACAUUCUAGAGGCCCUGCAGAGGGUCAUCUCAGAGAGGAACGACUACUACCAGCAGCUGAAGCAGACUGGGGUCAAGGUGCCCCCACCGCAGCAGGUGGAAGUCCUACCCAGCAAGUCCAAGAAGGCUGUGUCCAAGUAGGCCGGUGGCCAGAGUAGCUGGCCAGCUGAGGGGGCGGGCUCCCCGUGUCUGACUGGAGUAAAUCCUGGUGUGCCUCAGCCUCUCUUUUCCUGCCUGGGCGCCUGGGCCUGGGCACGUACACUCCAGUGAUGCUGCGAGAGGGACACCAGCCCGGGGUCCUUGCUCCUUCCUGAGGAGCCCUGCCCUGGUCUGGGUCCCCUCCCAGCUGCCAGAGUGCAGGAGGCCUUCGAGGGUGCCCAUCCCGGAGCUCACACCUGCGGAGGGGGCGACACACCUCCUGCUAUGGGGUUCACCCGGCUAGGCCACCCCCUCACUGGGAGAUCCCUGGGGUGGGGUAGGGGAGCUCCUUCCACCCCUCUGCUCCGGCAACCCCAGGUGUUACCAUGAGCACGUGCUGAGGGACCCUUGCAUCUGCACCUGUGGUGCACCCUCUGCUCCCACAAGCAAGGAGCUGUGCGAGGAGGGCCAGGGCCAGGCGCCCGGUCAGGAGGGGGAGGUCGGUCUCAGGGCCCUCCAGACCCCGGGGAGGGCAGCAGAGUGUGCGAGCCAACUCGAGCCUCCUAGGACGUCCUGGGCGUUCGAGCCUGACCCUCGGCGGGGUGGUCCUGGGGCAGGAAGGGUCGCGCUGCAGACAGGCUGGCUGCCUAUCCCUCCCUGCCGUAAUUGUGGACGCCGCAGGUCCCCCUCCCCUCCGUCCCUUCCUCCCCAGGCCUGGAGUCAGGGCCUGGCCUGCGCCUGCGAUCCCUAACCCAGGCACGGAAAGACCAAGCCCCGCCCACCCAGCCCGCACAGAUCACACCCAUCGAACAAGACCCGCCCAUAGAAAAAGCCCCCACCCAAUCAGGGCCCGCUUUGGCCCCGGCGCCGCCCCUGUACACCCCCGGCCCCAUCCCUCCGGCCCUCCCUGCGGAGACGCGGCUGCGCGCACAGCCUGCUGGGGGCGCAGGCCCGAGGCGCCACCCGCCCCAGGACGCAGCACCGCUGAGCCUGUCCGCAGGACCGCUGUCUGUUGCAUGGUGGCUGCUGCUGCACCAGCCAUCAUAUCAAGGCAGGCAGGAGAUGACUACUAUUAAUUCAUGAAAGCAAAACCCACCAUUCCCCCGGCUGCACCCAGCACUUUCUCCCCAGCUGCUGACAUGGAUCUGCGGCCUGCUGUGCCCCAGGCAGCUCUGUGUAGGAGCCCCAGCCCUGCAGCUAAGGGCCCAGCAAAGGAUUGGCUGCCAGGAGUGGGGGCCCUGUAGCCGCCUGCUUGGGGACCCUACGGCUGGGGCUGGAUGCCAGGAGGAGAGCCUGGGUGCCGGUUGACAGGAGUUUGUUGCCCAG